CGUGAGGAUGUCUACUCGUAUGAAUACGAAGACGGCCCAGGUCCCGAUUACAAAGAUCUCGCCUUUGAUCUCAAAUGUGGGUCCAAAAGCCCCUGGAAUAAUAAAGUCAUUGGCUUGCUGCUUGAAGAAUUGCGGAGAAGGGGUGACCAAGAGAGCUGGCCAUUCCGAAGGUCAGAGGCGUAUAUGAGGGAAGUUCUUCAAGAUUGUUACAAACGCCUGCAUACGGUGUGGACAGCUACACAACCCAAGGUUACCGCAAAGGGUGGAUUGGAGACUCUUGCAGAGGUGGAGCAGAGGCUGAUCUCUAAGAAAGACAAGACAUUGAAAGCGACUCGUCAAACAACACGUCGGAAAAAUGUAUUCAAGGUUCUUGACCAUCUUGUUAAGUACAAGACUGAUGAGAAUGAGGAAGACCUCCCAGCCUGGCAGUGGCUUCAGCAACUAGUUGGGACGUUGGGAGAAGACAGCAUGAGUUCAGAGGAGAGCGACGUGGAAAAUGAUAUUGAAAUGGUUCUUCGUGUCAAGAACAUGACUUGGCGCCGUGCGAUCGAAUGGGAAUUGGAUAUUAUUGAUCACCAAAGGAUCAUGGAUGAUGAUAUCUUC
Messenger RNA from Suillus paluster, 603 nucleotides. RefSeq lists its product as uncharacterized. The record is from RefSeq and is a predicted model, not a curated record. The annotation marks the transcript as partial. The transcript is spliced from 2 exons. Lineage: Eukaryota; Fungi; Basidiomycota; Agaricomycetes; Boletales; Suillaceae.